Messenger RNA from Quercus lobata, 321 nucleotides. RefSeq names its product early light-induced protein 1, chloroplastic-like. The record is from RefSeq and is a predicted model, not a curated record. NCBI's taxonomy places the organism in Eukaryota, Viridiplantae, Streptophyta, Magnoliopsida, Fagales, Fagaceae. The coding region runs from base 1 to 321 and encodes 106 amino acids. The transcript is spliced from 2 exons.
AUGCCAUUCAGUGGGCCUGCACCGAAGAGAAUCAACGACAAGCUAGCAAUAAUUGGCUUUGUUGCUGCAAUAGUAGUGGAGUUAUCCAAUGGCCAAGAUGUGUUUGUCCAGAUAUCCAAUGGUGGGAUCCCUUGGUUCUUAGGAACUAGCAUUGUACUCACUCUUGCAUCUCUAAUUCCGCUGUUUAAAGGAAUAAGCAUGGAGUCCAAGUCAGAUGGGUUAAUCACCUCAAAUGCUGAGAUGUGGAAUGGGAGGUUUGCCAUGUUGGGUUUGGUUACACUAGCCUUUACAGAGUAUGUCAAGGGUGGAACCCUUAUUUAG